AUGGCGGCAGCUGCUCAGCGUGCACGCAACCAACGGCUGCCACCUGAGGUUAACAGGGCUCUGUUCGUGAGAAAUCUGCCUUUCAACAUUUCUUCUGAGGAGAUGUAUGAUAUCUUCGGCAAGUACGGCCCCAUUCGGCAGAUCCGAAUAGGGACAACGAAGGAGACGCGUGGUACAGCGUACGUGGUGUACGAAGAUAUUUACGACGCCAAGAACGCGUGUGACCACCUGUCAGGCUUUAACGUAGCGAACCGCUAUCUCAUCGUCCUUUACUUCAAUCCAGUGCGGCAUAGCAAGAAGAUUAGCACCAAGGAGCAGGAGGAGCAACUACGUAAGAUGCAGGACAAGUACGGGGUGGACGGGCAGCAGCAUGCGAAAGGGAAAUGA
Messenger RNA from Volvox carteri f. nagariensis, 387 nucleotides. RefSeq lists its product as uncharacterized. Gene Ontology annotation, cellular component: catalytic step 2 spliceosome; precatalytic spliceosome; U2 snRNP. The transcript has 4 exons. Gene Ontology annotation, biological process: mRNA splicing, via spliceosome. The record is from RefSeq and is a predicted model, not a curated record. Lineage: Eukaryota; Viridiplantae; Chlorophyta; Chlorophyceae; Chlamydomonadales; Volvocaceae. Gene Ontology annotation, molecular function: RNA binding. Bases 1 to 387 code for a protein of 128 amino acids.